Zea mays is the source of this 1053-nucleotide messenger RNA. RefSeq lists its product as uncharacterized. The transcript has a single exon. The record is from RefSeq and is marked predicted. Bases 91 to 873 code for a protein of 260 amino acids. Lineage: Eukaryota; Viridiplantae; Streptophyta; Magnoliopsida; Poales; Poaceae.
CAGGUCGGGAACGCAGAGGCGGGGGCAACAAGAAGGCCGGGCGAGAAGACAAGAGGAAGCCAAAAGGAGAACGAGUUCGGAAGGGAGCGGAUGGCAAUGGCUCUGCUCCAGCUAUUGCUGUCGCUCCUCAUCGUCUCCUGCGCCGCGCAGUCGCCGUACGCGUCGAAGGCUCCUCCGCUCAGCGCCUCGGCGCCGGGGGGCUCUGUCGCGCCACCGACAACGGCGGUCUCGGCGCCGCAGGCGUCUGCACAGCCGCCGACAACAGUCGCCGCGUCUGGGCCUCAGGCCUCGGCCGCAGCACCAACAAAAGCAGCCUUGGCGCCACAGGCCUCUGCUGCGCCGCCAACUACAGCUGCCUCGCCGCAGCUGGCUGCCACGUUGGCCCCGGUUUCCUCACCGCCACUAGCUGCCGCUGCGCCACCUGCAUCCGCUACCCCUCCAACCACGCCACCAUCGGCAACGCAGACGCAGCCUCCAGUCGCCUCCCCGCCCACGGCAAUGCCACCAGCGGCGGCGCUCCCCCCGGCCACGCUCCCUCCAGCGAUGGCUCCGACGCCACUUCUCGCCGCCCCCGUCAUGCCUCCCGCCGCCCCACCGGCCACGGCGCCCGCGCCGGCCCCCGUGUCUCCGGCUCCAACUCCAAGCGUCGCCCCGACCCCGUCGCCGACAGAAGCCCCCGCCCCGUCGCCCACAACAGAGGCCCCGGUCCCGACCCCGUCUCCCGCGCUGGCGCCGCUCAGCUCGGUGUCGGUGAGCCCGUCUCUGUCGCCUGGACCCGCUCUCGCCCAGGAUGAGUCGGCGGCGCCGGGCUCGCGCACCGCCGUCGCCGCUCUGGUGUCCUUGGUGGCGGCCGGGCUCGUCGUCUUGUUUUAAGUAGAGCUGCGUUAACCGUUACACGCCCAUACCGUUCCUCAUACGCAGGGACGUGUUCUCCUGUUUGUGUUUUAUGGAUGCACGGAUCAUUCUUGUUGUACAACACGUUGGUAAUUUGUUUCCAUUCAUUCAUGUAUGGCUGACGGCCUGCGCCUGCGCCUGCCUGCUGCUUUCUUUUGC